Messenger RNA from Mytilus californianus (California mussel), 2184 nucleotides. RefSeq lists its product as uncharacterized. The record is from RefSeq and is a predicted model, not a curated record. The transcript is spliced from 8 exons. Bases 263 to 1447 code for a protein of 394 amino acids. NCBI's taxonomy places the organism in Eukaryota, Metazoa, Mollusca, Bivalvia, Mytilida, Mytilidae.
ACACACUUCUAGCAAAAUAGUCUUACUGUAUAGUAAAUGAGCUGUUACAGAUACAUUUGUAAUAAAUGGAGAAAGCAUAGUUUAAGCGCAAUAAUAUAAAAAAAAGUUCAUCAAACACAAACUUGUUAGACAAAAUUUCUGACAAAUCCAAAGAAGAUUGUUUAAAUCGUUGUUUUGUUAAAAAUUGAUUUCUCUUUUGGAUUUCGUAGUAAUUUGUAGCAAAAUAGCAUAUAAGAUUGAUUAUUUGUUGUUUAGUUUGCUUAUGCUUGCAAUAACAACUACAACGCUGCAAAAAUUGUUCUAUUUUAGUUCUCAGGUACCAAAAAGUAUUUUUAAGUCAACAAAAACAAAAAGUCGGCAAAAUGUUACAAGUGGAUAUGGGACUCUUCCAUUGACGGAAAGAGAAGCAAUCGCUACUUUGGUUCCUAGUAUUGGUAAAACACAAUCAAAAGGCGUAAUAACACACGGAAGAGCACAGACACCAGAUUCAACUAAAACGGUAUCUUCAAAUGCAUUUAUUGCAGUUGUUGUAGUGUUGGCAGUUUUUGUAGUUGUCUGCAUAUUCCUCUUUCUUAUAUUGUUACGAAAGCACAGAAGUAGGACAGAUCAAGAUGCAGAUGUUAUAGAACAAGGAAAAAUUCUGGUUUUGGCGACCCAAAAUAACAAAAUGGAGAAUGACAAUGUUGUAAACGGGAACCAAGAUAAAACCGCUGGUGAAAUUGAGAACGAAGUAAACAAAGACAAUGUAAAUGAACAAAGCAAAAAGACAACCAAUGAUUCCGCUCAUAAUAAUGAUUUUCGUCGAGAUGUAUCAUGCAGUGACAACGGAUUUCCGAAUAAUACUAAAGACAUUGAAGUUAAAAACGUAGAGGAAUUGCCAAUAGCCAUUAUGGGAAUUUUUGAUAACAAAAAAGAUAUAUUAUUCCCAGUUGAACAUUCAGAUGUUGAUAGAAUUGACAUAACUGUCGGAGAACUACUGAUUGCUGAAAAUACAGAGGAUGUGCAUCAGACAGAUUGUAUGGAAAAGCAAACACAAAUGCCUUUUUCGAAAGCUCAAAAAUUAGAUAAAGAUAGUUUAAAUACAAAUUCAACAAUUGGGUAUACACAACUGACAGAACAUAACUUAAAACCUGUGACACAAGCCUCAGAUGAAAGAUUAGAUCAAAUUACAGAGCAGGUCAGUAGUGGAACCGGUUCUGAAGAUUUUCAACAUUUUUCGCCAAUGUCCUUUGAUAAAGGCCCAGGUUCUCUACAAAAAUAUGGUGAAUUAGUUUCAGUUUCAGUUUCGAAUGGUAGCACGGAAGGGACAGAGAUCAUUACAAGCGGUCUAGAAUGUUUUAAUUAUAAAUUAACUGGACCGAUAACACCAGUUCAUAGGGAAAGUAUUCAACCCAAGCAGAUUAUUGUUAGAAAUGAUAGUGGCGUUUGUGAUAGUGGAAAUGGAUAGCGAUGACUAUUUAUCAUUGAAGUGACUAGGCAGUUAAAUUUAUAAAUAUAUUAGAGAGACGAUGAAAUCAGAGAAAGUUCAGGGCUUUAUAGUACUUUAUUAAAAAGAAUGUAUUAGAUAUUUCUUAAAGAAGGGAAUUGGACGAAAAAGUGCAUUAGACAAUAGCUUUCACUAUAGGCAGCUGCACAACCGUGUUAAGUGUUCGUGUACAUGAUAUUGUAGUUUUAUACAUUAAUUAGUCUUCGCAUUCCAGGUUGUACUGUUUAUGGAAGUUUCGUGUACAUUUUAUGUAAACCUUAUACAAUACCUAUGGAACUCAAUUUUAAAAUAUACCUGUAACGUUAAUCUUUUGUUCAAACUCUCCAUUAUUUUUUCUGGAAUGGAGAGUUAUUUUGUAUUGUGCAUUUUCAUUCGUCUGUACGUUUUGCCGUUUGGCUAUUAGCAUGGGCACUUUCUUAAAAAAAGUGUUCACCCGUGGAAUUAAGCUAAAGGACGUAAUGCGAUAUUGAAUGAAGAUGAUAACCUAGUGAAAGUCGUAAUUCCAUCGUAUGAAAUAGAGUAUCGUAUUCAUUAAAAUUCUACAAAAAUAUCCGCAGUUUGUUUUCCAGCAAAUCUUGGCUGAAUUUCCGUUACAGAUAUCAUCUAUUGCGUGCCAUACAUCAUUUGUGCAUCUGCAACCAACUUUAUUUGCUAAUUGAAAAGCUGAAUAAAAUCAUUUAAGACAGCAGGGAAGAUUA